Echinops telfairi (small Madagascar hedgehog) is the source of this 960-nucleotide messenger RNA. Its product is annotated as olfactory receptor 7C1-like. Gene Ontology annotation, biological process: G protein-coupled receptor signaling pathway. The transcript has a single exon. The record is from RefSeq and is a predicted model, not a curated record. Gene Ontology annotation, molecular function: olfactory receptor activity; G protein-coupled receptor activity. Gene Ontology annotation, cellular component: membrane. Bases 40 to 960 code for a protein of 306 amino acids. Lineage: Eukaryota; Metazoa; Chordata; Mammalia; Afrosoricida; Tenrecidae.
CAAUUCUCUUUUCUCUUUCCUGAAAGUUUCAUCAGCUACAUGGAUUUAGGAAACCAAACACGCUUUUCAGGAUUCAUCCUUCUGGGACUUUCUGAAGACGCAGAGCUGCAGCCCCUCCUCUUUGGUCUGUUCCUCUCCAUGUAUCUGGUCGCCUUCACUGGGAACCUGCUCAUCAUCCUGGUCAUCAUCACAGACUCCCACCUCCACACACCCAUGUACUUCUUCCUCUCCAACCUCUCCUUUACUGACAUCUGUUUCACCUCCAAUGUCGUCCCAAAGAUGCUGCUGAACAUUCAAUUGCAGAACAAAGUUAUUACUUAUGAAGACUGCAUCACUCAGAUGUAUUUUUUCAUGCUUUUGGGGGAUGUGGACAAUUUCCUCUUAACAGCGAUGGCCUAUGACCGGUUUGUGGCCAUUUGUCACCCACUGCACUACACUGUCAUCAUGAAUGCCAAGUUCUGUGGUCUCUUGCUUCUGGUAGCUUGGUUAUUGUCAAUUCUACACACUCUAGCACAUGGGCUAUUGGUUUUACAACUGUCUUUUUGUACAGAAUUGGAACUCUCCCAUUUUUUCUGUGACCUUAAACAAGUAGUGCAACUUGCCUGUUCUAGCACAUUUCUCAUUGACUCAGUAACGUAUUUUGUAACUGGACUUCUGGGUGUUGUUCCACUCUUUGGGAUCUUUUUCUCUUACAUGAAAAUUGUGUCCUCCAUUUUGAAAAUUGCAACUGUUGGAGGCAAGUACAAAGCUUUUUCCACUUGUGGGUCCCACCUCUCCGUGGUUUUCUUGUUCUAUGGGACAGCUCUGGGGGUUUAUUUCAGUUCUGAUUUUAUAGAAAACUCCAGGGCCAGUGCAAUAGCCUCGGUGAUGUACACUGUAGUCACGCCCAUGCUGAACCCCUUUAUCUACAGUCUGAGAAAUAAAGACAUAAAGCAAGCCCUAAGAAAGCUUUUCAGCUGA